CGGGCUGGAGCCAACUCCCGCCUCCUUCCCCUCAAGACCUUGGCUGGGGACGGAGAGAGGAGAGGCGUGGGGCCGGGAAGCGGGCUCCCGGGCAAGACCCCUUGAUGCUGCCUCCACUGCCCUUUCGCUGGGGAGCGGGCGGGGAUGAGACGGCGGGCUCGGGCUUGCGGAGUGAGUGCAGCCUGGGCCCGGGCUCGGCCUUGGGCGGAGCGCCUGCCUGGCGGGCCACGCCAGAGUUGUUGUGACUAAGUUUCUUCACUUUCCGACCCGAAGGGGAACUGGGGGACUGACGGGGUGCUGUGCCUGACUCCGCGCGUCCCUUUUUCUCCGCCGCGCCUAGUUUGCUGGCUGGGAACAUUUUGGGGGACAGCUGCGGACUCCAGCUCGCUGUUGAACCCCGGGCGCUUUACGAACCCAGUGCAACAAACACACCAAGGUGACUAAGUAACUCUGGGGACAUUUGCACAUAGGCACGAGUGUUCCCUGGUAACAGCUUUCUCGUUUCUCUGUGGCUUGUUAUGGUUCCUUGUAAUGACCCAUGUCGAGGUACACUGGCGACCUAUCUCCAGUCGCCAGGUUUCAGGUGAUGUUCUACUGCUUCCUCUCAGGUCCCCUUGAUUCUACUGCACUCUUGCUCCACCCCUUCUCCUUUCCACAACCGCUGUCCCUGCCCCGUUGGUCUGUAAAAGAAGAUGCAAAGUAAACCCCAGCCCUUAUAAAUAAGUCGAAUCUUUGGUAAGACUUAGCGAGGUUCAACCAAAAUACUUUGGUUCACCUCUCUUCCCACUCUUCUUACUCUGAAACUGUUCUGGUUGGGCUUUGGUCAGCUGUGCAGUGAGAACUUAGAUGUACACAGGUGCUUUGUUUUUAUUGUUGUUAUAAAAGCGGGCAGCAUUUAAACACAAAAACGUGUCUUUUGUGAUAGAAAGUUGGAUCCUUUUCUGAUAACUUAAUCGACUGCGUACUACUCCAGUAGAGGCCACCAUACACCUCCUAAAAAUAGUUGGUGAAAUUGAUUCACAGUAGGAUAUUUUGAGUAUGUUUUAGGUAUUGUAGAGAUUUAACAAUGGGUCUCUCUACCUCAGCAAUUUGGAAAAAUACUCGAGUGGAAAUUGUUAAUCCCUAUGAAGUAAAACGAAAGGUGAAGGUAAAUGGUCUUAAAAUGGUUGAUGAGCCAAUGGAAGAGGGAGAAGCAGAUUCUUGUCAUGAUGAAGGAGUUGUUAAAGAAAUCCCUAUUACUCAUCAUGUUAAGGAAGGCUAUGAGAAAGCAGAUCCUGCACAGUUUGAGUUGCUCAAGGUUCUUGGUCAGGGGUCAUUUGGAAAGGUUUUUCUUGUUAGAAAGAAGACCGGUCCUGAUGCUGGGCAGCUCUAUGCAAUGAAGGUGUUAAAAAAAGCCUCUUUAAAAGUUCGAGACAGAGUUCGGACAAAGAUGGAGAGGGAUAUACUGGUGGAAGUAAAUCAUCCAUUUAUUGUCAAAUUGCACUAUGCCUUUCAGACUGAAGGGAAACUGUACUUAAUACUGGAUUUUCUCAGGGGAGGAGAUGUUUUCACAAGAUUAUCCAAAGAGGUUCUGUUUACAGAGGAAGAUGUGAAAUUCUACCUCGCAGAACUGGCCCUUGCUUUGGAUCAUCUGCACCAAUUAGGAAUUGUUUAUAGAGACCUGAAGCCAGAAAACAUUUUGCUUGAUGAAAUAGGACAUAUCAAAUUAACAGAUUUUGGACUCAGCAAGGAGUCAGUAGAUCAAGAAAAGAAGGCUUACUCAUUUUGUGGUACAGUAGAGUAUAUGGCUCCUGAAGUAGUAAAUAGGAGAGGCCAUUCCCAGAGUGCUGAUUGGUGGUCAUAUGGUGUUCUUAUGUUUGAAAUGCUUACUGGUACUCUGCCAUUUCAAGGUAAAGACAGAAAUGAGACCAUGAAUAUGAUAUUAAAAGCAAAACUUGGAAUGCCUCAAUUUCUUAGUGCUGAAGCACAAAGUCUUCUAAGGAUGUUAUUCAAAAGGAAUCCAGCAAAUAGAUUGGGAUCAGAAGGAGUUGAAGAAAUCAAAAGACAUCUGUUUUUUGCAAAUAUUGACUGGGAUAAAUUAUAUAAAAGAGAAGUUCAACCUCCUUUCAAACCUGCUUCUGGAAAACCAGAUGAUACUUUUUGUUUUGAUCCUGAAUUUACUGCAAAAACACCUAAAGAUUCUCCCGGUUUGCCAGCCAGUGCAAAUGCUCAUCAGCUCUUCAAAGGAUUCAGCUUUGUUGCAACUUCUAUUGCAGAAGAAUAUAAAAUCACUCCUAUCACAAGUGCAAAUGUAUUACCAAUUGUUCAGAUAAAUGGAAAUGCUGCACAAUUUGGUGAAGUAUAUGAAUUGAAAGAGGAUAUUGGUGUUGGCUCCUACUCUGUUUGCAAGCGAUGCAUACAUGCAACUACCAACAUGGAAUUUGCAGUGAAGAUCAUUGACAAAAGUAAGCGAGACCCUUCAGAAGAGAUUGAAAUAUUGAUGCGCUAUGGACAACAUCCCAACAUUAUUACUUUGAAGGAUGUCUUUGAUGAUGGUAGAUAUGUUUACCUUGUUACGGAUUUAAUGAAAGGAGGAGAGUUACUUGACCGUAUUCUCAAACAAAAAUGUUUCUCGGAACGGGAGGCUAGUGAUAUACUAUAUGUAAUAAGUAAGACAGUUGACUAUCUUCAUUGUCAAGGAGUUGUUCAUCGUGAUCUUAAACCUAGUAAUAUUUUAUACAUGGAUGAAUCAGCCAGUGCAGAUUCAAUCAGGAUAUGUGAUUUUGGGUUUGCAAAACAACUUCGAGGAGAAAAUGGACUUCUCUUAACUCCAUGCUACACUGCAAACUUUGUUGCACCUGAGGUUCUUAUGCAACAGGGAUAUGAUGCUGCUUGUGAUAUCUGGAGUUUAGGAGUCCUUUUUUACACAAUGUUGGCUGGCUACACUCCAUUUGCUAAUGGCCCCAAUGAUACUCCUGAAGAGAUACUGCUGCGUAUAGGCAAUGGAAAAUUCUCUUUGAGUGGUGGAAACUGGGACAAUAUUUCAGACGGAGCAAAGGAUUUGCUUUCCCAUAUGCUUCAUAUGGACCCACGUCAGCGGUAUACUGCUGAACAAAUAUUAAAGCACUCAUGGAUAACUCACAGAGACCAGUUGCCAAAUGAUCAGCCAAAGAGAAAUGAUGUGUCACAUGUUGUUAAGGGAGCAAUGGUUGCAACAUACUCUGCCCUGACUCACAAGACCUUUCAACCAGUCCUAGAGCCUGUAGCUGCUUCAAGCUUAGCCCAGCGACGGAGCAUGAAAAAGCGAACAUCAACUGGCCUGUAAGAUUUGUGGUGUUCCUAGGCCAAACUGGAUGAAGAUGAAAUUAAAUGUGUGGCUUUUUUCCUAUUCUUAUCAAAGGCAUCGUUUUCUGCUAAAUUACUUGAAUAUGAAGUAAUAUUAAAUCCCCAUUUUUAGGGGAAGUGAGAUUUAAAAAACCAUUCACAGGUCCACAAUAUUCAUACUAUGUGUUUGCAGUAGUGUUCAAGUGUUUAUUUAAGCAUAUAAUUGGUGUCCACCAGGUCCUCACAACUUCUCUGCACACAAGCUUCUAAAAUUCCUUUCAAAUAAAGUUACUUUAAUAUUUUUUUCUUGUUUCAUACAAUUAUGGUUUGGGGAGUCAUUACCAACAAUCAGUAUACAUGUAUAAUAGUAUAAUGACAAGCAAUGUUAGUAUUUUUAAACAUCAGAUCCCGAAGGAUAGGCUUUUUCUAAUAAAAGAAAAACAACAAAAACUUAUUAUAAAAGCUUGUUAUUCUGUAAAACCAAAGGACUCCAUUCAUUUGACUCACUGUAGUUACUAAAAUGUAAACAUAGUGGUUUGGUGCCAGAGCAAAAUAUAUUUGUGCUAAUAUGUGAAUUCUUGAUAUAGUUGGUGCCAAAGUUUUUAUAGAAGAAUUAUAUCUCAGAUAAUGUGUGCAGGCAGAUCUGUAUAUUAUCCAUAAGUGGCCUCAUUUAGAAAUAAAGGUUUUUAUAAGGCUUCUGUAAAUUUUACAUCAAAUGGAAAUUUAGUACAAGUGAAACUUUUUUUUUUCCAAAGGCUUUAUACUGUUGGUGUAAUCUUAUAAAUAGGUCAUAGUUAAGCCUUUGAAAAUGAAGUAUGUGGUGUUGACACUAUCCUGGUGUUAUAUAAACUGACUUUCAAGUUAACCAAUUGGAUUUUAAUCAUCAUCUAUCCCCUUUAUAAAUGAACUACACUGUUGUUUUUCUGACUUCGAUGUGCUUUGAAGUACAGUGUAGCAUAUUAUUCUACCUUGAAUCCUAUGAUAAUACAGUUGACAUCUUGCUGUAGUGGACUUGUGCAUAUAGCACACAUGAUAUAGUAUAUUGUAUUACAGUAAACUUUAGACAAUGCUACUUAAUCAUUUUACUUCAUGAAGAUAAACUAACAUUUUAAAUAUGAAUAAUAUUAAUGGUCUACAAAAAAAUUGAGCACAUUUUAGAAUCAUAUUUAUAAAAAACUGGCCAAAUUGGUCUUAUAAUUCAGAACCACUGUGUAGUAUGUAUUCUUUUCUCUAAAUGAUGAAAUGCUAAAGAAUCAUUUCACGUUGUUGAAGAAAAUACCAUUGCUACAACAACAGCAGCUACUACUGCUACUACUACUACUACUACUACUACUACUACUACUACUACUGACAGAAAGAAUUCAUGAAUGUAAACUGGAGGAUAUCACAGUUUUCUUUAGUGAAUAUAAGUGAACUACUUGUGCGUGUUAGGUGUACUAUUUGCUAUGUAUUUUACUUUGCUUCAUUCAGAGAGAAAGUUGAUUACUGAGUGCUGAAUUAUACAAUUUAGGCUAGGAAACUUGUAACUUUGGUAUUUAAUAAAAGAAACUAUACAUA
Messenger RNA from Gorilla gorilla gorilla (western lowland gorilla), 4860 nucleotides. It is a transcript of the gene RPS6KA6, whose product is annotated as ribosomal protein S6 kinase A6. Gene Ontology annotation, molecular function: magnesium ion binding; protein serine/threonine kinase activity; ATP binding. The coding region runs from base 1067 to 3304 and encodes 745 amino acids. Gene Ontology annotation, biological process: protein phosphorylation; intracellular signal transduction. The transcript has 23 exons. The record is from RefSeq and is a predicted model, not a curated record. Lineage: Eukaryota; Metazoa; Chordata; Mammalia; Primates; Hominidae.